AUGAGUUUAAAACGGCCUCGGUCUUUUUUAAAUCCUCUCCCAGAGACUAGUAGUUCUCAUAAGCGUCCCUUAAUUGAGUCACGCGACAAGAGUCCUGGAAAAUCAACUGAGAGCGAUUUUGGUGAGCUUAAGAUUGAUGACAGCUCUUGAAAGUCCUGGGUGAAAGAGCUUACAAUCACUAGUUUUUUUUUAUUUAUUUGUUUACUCGUUUCAAUCUUAUGUAUUCACCAUUAGUAAUUAUCAUUGUCUUUUACUUUUUUUGAAUCCAGAUUUUGAAAUACCCUGUGACACAAAAGCAGCCAUAUUAUUUCUGAAGUCAAUUGUACCAUUGUCGAAGUUUGAAAGGAAAAUCCCAGCCAUUAUAUUGAAGCAUCAGAUCUACUGUGUUGUCAAGGACAAGACAUCAGUGGACAGGCAGUUGGUAAGUCUGCAUACUGCAACAGCGGAAAUUCAGGACGAGCUUAAUUUUUCGUCAGGAUGAAUUUAUAGCUCAUUCACUUCUAUCGGCCAUGUUAUGGCAAAAUGAUUUGCCACAGUUGAGUUUGUUGUUGGUUCUCUCCUUUACUCUAAGAGAUUUUUCUCCGGCUACUACAGUUUUUCCCCCUUCCUCAGAAACCAUCAUUUCCAAAUUCCAAUUUGACCACCGUCCGGGUAGACGAAGAACCACCAAGUGGAUUUACUAACCCUAAAUCAUCAUGUGUGUUUUUUCCUAUUUUUUAAUUAAAUAUUUGGCCGCUAUUCAGAUUGAAAAGGUUUGCUCCUCCAUGAGCCCAAUCAAAAUGUUUUGGCCUACCAUACGGUAAAUGGCCGCUUAUAAGCCCACCCCCAGUUACAGACCUACCUACUUGUAAACAAAAAAUACAUCCAAUUAUACCGGUAAGUUCCCCUCUAGCUUGUACUGAAAUGAAUUUGAUUAAUAUGUAUUAUGGCAUUUUAAAACCUAAUUAAAAACCAGUAAAUGCAAAUGGUAUUUUGGUCAGCACUGCCACAGCUUGCUUCAAAGCAUUUUUUCUAGACCAGUUAUAUUAAGCCCGCUGAGAUAUAAGCCCCUCUGUUUAUAAGCCCUACUAAACCCCUUAUGAAGAUGUAUAAGACCAGAGCUUAUAAGCGGCAGUUUACGGUAGUCUUGUUUUCUAACCUUUUAUCUAUUCAGAUUCUUUCUACAGUGUAUGGUAUCGAAGUUUUUUUGCUAACUUCCUUUUCAUCCUGUGUACAUCAACUUGUUUGUAUGACCUAAACGUGUUUGGAAGGCUUAUGUUUUACAAACAACAUUGUGUUUUGAGCUUCAUCAUGAAUAAGUAACUGAGUUUUUUUUGUUUUCAGAAUAAUCUCUGGGAAGAGAAUGAGGUUCGUCUUUUCAAACUAACUUCAGGAUCUGACGAGUUUGGUGUUGUACUUACUGAGGACUAUGUUUCUCAUGUCAAGUCAAGAGUCAGUGAUCCAAAGGUUCUUCUUACAAUAGGUUAGCACUAGAUGAAGGAAAAUGUGGGUUAAUACAAAAUGCAUGUUCUUAGAAAUUAAACAUAUGUCCAUUUCAUGUUUUCCCCUUUUCUGUUUUACCUUAUUAGUUUAGUUUAUUUAUCAAUUAUUCGUAGAGCCCGAAUGGGCUCAGAGUCAAUAGCCCAUUCGGCCUUUGGCCUCAUGGGCUAUUGACUCAGAGGCCAUGAGGGCAAGAGGAAUAUUGUUUUAGUAAGAUCGAAAUAGCUGGUCAAAAAUAUGGAGAAUAAAACUUUUUAGCUAGUUAAAGCUAGACUUUAAUCCUUUUUUGCGACCAAAAAGCCCGUGCUUUUUGCUACUAGUGGAUAUAGCCUAGGAGUAGCUCAACCAAUCAGAAUGCAGUAUUGAUAAUAGACCACUAGUUGGAUUUUACUAAUUUGUCACAGUACUAUGAUUGUGUGUUUGAUGAUGAGUGUUAUUGAGGACAAACUAGGGGUAUACCAUGGAUAAAAUGACAUUGAGCCACAAUGUAUGGAUAAAAACUGGCUGAUACAUUACAACAAAAAUUUAUUGUAGUUUUAGUGGUGAUUUUUAUUAAAUGAAUCUAGGAAUAAAUAAAUAUCUGCCUGGGUAUUGUUUUUAACAUUAAUGAUAAUGCUUUGUCCAUUUGAUUAUUUUAAAACCUUUCUGAUUUUUUCUAACAGAUAAAUUUGUCAGUAGCCUUCUCCCAAAUCAUUCAGAUGUCAGUAUAAGUAAAAAGGAUGUAUCUAACAGAUUUAGACUGUCAGAAGAAGAUAUCACGUAUGUAGUCUUGUUGAUGUACCAUAAUUAUUAUGGUGGGUGGUGUUCAGAUGACUCCACGGAGGUUACGGAGGGAACCUAAAAAGCUUUUCGCUCAAACAGGGAGCCACUCACUUAAACUCAUGAGGUUGUCCUUACCUUUUCACUCCAAUUCACGUUAAUUGUAUUUAAAGCUCAUUAAAUCACCCAAAACAGAUUGUUUUUAUCUUCAGCCAUCUUGUAUGACCGCCAUCAUGGACUGGUUUCCAGUCCUUAUCCACAAGGGAUGUUGAUAGCUGGUGGCUCUCCGUAUUCCAAAAUGACUCCUUUGUGCAAGUGUCUUCAAUAAAGAAAAAAUGAUUUUCAAAUGGUAGAGGUUAUCCUGUAUUUACAGCUCAUUAUCACCCUGAUUGUUUUUAUCUUCAGCCAUCUUGUAAGCACUGGUGUCCUUACCACAAGGGAUGUUGAUAGCUGGUGGCUCUCCGUUCCUGGUGCAGGUGUCUUCAUGAAAAACUUUUCAAAUGGUAGUAUACGUCAUAGUUUCGAGUAAUAUGGCUUCUCUCCUUGCACAUGCUUAGAGUUGCUAAAUUUGUGUCAAAAUAAAUUCUCUAACAUAAAAAUUCAGUGCUUUUAAUCUGAAACGAAAAAUGGGCUUUAGCUCUCAAAAAUGUUAUCACAUUUACUUUAUUUACAGUGUGCAAUCUAAGGCUUGUGACAGCCUAAAAGUUCUAGUUUUGUAAUAAAUAUAUCCCCAUUUUGUAAUUUGUAUUGGUCGACCAUCCGGCUCUCCUCAUCUUGUUUUGUAUUUUAGGAAGAAAAGCACUUAUUCGCAUGAUCCGACAACGCAAGUACCGUGAAAUUCUUGAGAGGGUAAUAGUUUUACAUUUGUAUUUUUUUAAGACACGUUGAUACAUUUGCAUUGUAUAUGUACAUAAGAUUGCUACUUUAACAAAAACUACCCAUUUAAUAUUCAGGGCUAGUUUGAAAGUCUGAUAUAUUAUUGAGAGUUAUGUCAAUGAAACAGAACUCACAAGUAAGGUAUUGUGUGAAGGGUUUCUAAUGGAACCAAGGACUAACACAUGGAACCAAACACAUUUCUUUAGAGAGAGUGGAUAAUGUUAGGUACAUUUGAACUCUUGUACAAAUAAUUACCCAGUUUGUUAUUGGCAUAACUUUUCUGUUAGCGACUACCUAUGACCCGUCUUUGAAUGGAGAACCUUUGACUUGUUUUCAUUCAACCUGACGGACAGUUUGAAAAUUUUUGAAAAUUUGGACAAGAUUAUUCUGGAUUGGGCAGGAUAAAGCAAUUGUAGUUGCAAUAUACAUCUUGUGGUUCAAUUUUAUCCUUGGUUUAAAUUUUAUUUUCUUUUGUUUUUGGGUAUGGAAAUGUAUGAUAAUGAUUUAUAAACGAAAGAAAAUAAAAAUUAAACCAAGGAUAAAAUUGAACCACAACACACACACACACAUACACAAAAAACAUCGAAAUCUGACAGGAACCAAAGUCUGGACAAACGACACUUUUUUGUUCUUUUCACUAAUUGUUUGGCCUGAGUAUCAGGCGUUUCUGGGGGAAAAGGGAAAGAUGGAAGCGAAAAAGGGAGAAAUCUCCUCUCCCCCAGCCCCUUAGGAAAGCCUGAUACUCAGGCUACUUAUUGUUCUGGGCCCAGUUGUUCGAAGGCCGAUUAGCGCUUAACCUGAGGUUAAAUUUAACCCAGGUUUCUUUUUCUUGUGUUUAAAAGAAUUUUCUCGGAUAAUUUUCUCUGUUAUUUUUAAAGUUUUCAAUAAGCAACUUGUCGACAAAAAGAAUUAAAACUGAAAGGAUUUUUAAGCUUUCAUAUCUGAAUUCAAAUCUCGCACUAACCCUGGGUUAUCUUAACCCAGCUUUGAACAACUCGGCCCUGAUAUGUAAACUGACAGAUGCAAAGCAAAUAAAAAGGUUUUAAUGUUGGACUGUUGGUGCUGAUAUAUAGGAUAAUACUUAGUCACCAAGGCCUUCUUAAAACUACUUAAUGUCCGAGCUCUUACCCCCAGGAAUAUUUGUACCCCAUUUCCAUUUCGUGUCAAUAAUUUGUCCACAUACUGUAACACGAUUGGAACCGGUCUGAGUCCCGCAACUCCGGUAAAAGUCGACGUAGUUAUUUAUUACACUCAAUAUAAAAGCCCUCGGAUGGACUUUGCUAAUGUCCAAAUACUUAUUACUGUCUGUUACUGUAGAUGAAUUGGUUUUGUUUUUUUGUUUAACAGGAUCUGCUCUCUCGGAAAUUUGACGGCCAUUCCAAGCUAGGCAUUGCUUACCAUAUUUACGACAUCAUUGGUGCGGAAAUUGUGAAGAGGUAUGAGUUAGGUCAUUGAAAGAGCACUCCUUUGAGGCCUCUUUGGUGCCACAGUAAACUUUUUAUGCUAUUUAGAGAGAAGAAAAAAGCAAGAAAGCUUUCUUACUAGUAGAAACGUUCACAAACGAGAGAGAACGAAAGAGACGAAAACUGCAGAGGGGCUGGUCAUUAUUUAUCGGGAGGGGGAGCUGGUGCAAAUAGGGGGUGGGCCACCAUUUUUUAUGCACGGCUUGAAGGGGGGGGCAUUAAAAAAUAUGCAAACGUUUUGCCAGCAAAAAUGUUAAAAGCUGUGCCUGGAUGCCAUCAACAAAUACAGCCUAUUAAAAUAGCUUUAUACAACACCUUUUAUUAACACUUACAAAUCAGUAUCUUACAACAUUGAUCUUAUUUCUACUGUAAACAUAACCAGCACCAUCAUCAUCAUUGUUGUUGUCCUCAUAUUUAAUAAUCAUCAUCAUUGUCAUCAUCACCAUUACCAUUGUUGUCAUCAUCACCAUUGUCAUCAUUGUCUGCAUCAUCAUCAAUAUCAUUGUUGUCUUUAUCAUCAUCAUCAUCAUCAUUACUGUCAUCAUCAUGGGCAUUAUCUGGUUCUAGGUUAGUGUUUUCUUUUCUUGGAAAAUUGUCUACAUAUUCACUAAUCAAGUUUGCAGCUUCAGUAGACAGGAGAUACAUAAGUUGUAGAUAUUUUACUUGAAACAAUGAUAAUGUAGAUAGAACUUCCAAUUUUAGGUUUUGGAUUUGAAUUACUUCAGAUGCAGAAGCAUUCGAAAUAAACUCUCGCACUUUCUGUAUGUUGGCAGCUUUUCUCGAAACUUUCCUUCUUUUGGCUUUCCUUCGGUUCUCUUUCUGAGAAUGCUUUUUGGUUUUUGCGUUCACAUGGGGGGCAUAUUGGAACAUAUUUGAUAUCUUCUCUAACUUUCCCUUAAGGCUUUCUUCUAUUUCUAUCACCCUUUCUUUAACUUUUAUAAGUUUGCCGAUAAGUUUUUCAUCAAAUGUUUUUGGGUGGUUGUGCCCUGGAAGCUGUUUCCCUGCUUUGGAGAAAUGAGUACAAAGAAGCGAAAGAGAAAGAGGAGUCGACUGAAGAAGAAAAAAUGAUUGAGAGUACCGAGAACUUUAAUGUCAAUACGACAAUUGUCUACACACGGUCUGGGCGAAGAGCAACUCAAAUCCAAAUUUAAGGUAGCUUUAAAUAGAAUGUCUAUCAGUUGGACAUGAUGACUUGAUAAAUACAUACUUUUUGUUUCAUGCAUGCCGGAGGACAAGGGGGGAUGGGGGGAGGGGUCAGCAAAAAUCAUGUUAAAGUAAAAGGGGGGGUCAGCAAAAAUCAAGCAUGGCAUAUUUUACAUUGCACCAGCCCCCUAUAAACAAUGACCAGUCCCUCAGAAAAAAUGUCUAUUUUUAUUUAAGGAUUAAAUUAACUGCAAAAACCGUGGACGAAGAUCCUGCUGGUUGUAAACGCUGGAUCUCUAGAAAAGAGAUCAAAUCAGCCAAAAUAUAAAGAAACAAGAACGAGAAGUCCGAAGACUACAGCAAAGCUGAUUUUGUUUCUAUUUUUAUUUACCAGAAUUGCCUUUUCUAUUUUUUUGGCCGCCUGUAAUGUAAUGAGCUUAUCCCUGACUUUCUCGCGCAGCAGGUUAAUUGUAUGUAUAUGGAAAUAAACAAAGCGAAAAAUGACAAUUUCUCAUCUAGAACGUCGUCUCUUGAAUGUUCAUAAAGUUCCUCGAAGAAAACAUUCAUUCGUGAAGCCCAUCGGGCAAAAGCGCGUAAGCAUAUUUUUACGAUUCUCGAUCGCCGAGAAAAAAAUGACAUGGUUCUAGUGAAACUUUGUGAAUAUCACAAUGUUUAAACUAUUUUCUUUUCCAAUUUGAAGGAACUGUUACAAAAUACUGUCCUACGAGACCAAAAUAAUAUUUUUGAGAGAAGACGUAUGAAAGGGUUUGGUUUGUACAUAAUUUUCACAAACAAAAUUCUCUCAUCUUUUAAAACACUGAUCUUUCCUUUUGUCCUUUUUUUUGCUUGAAGUGUGGAAACCACUUCAGGUCGGUUACUUAGACUGGAUAUUCAAUCAGAAAGCCGAGCGAGAUCCAACAGAUAGCGAUGAUUAAGAGGACCGGGCAAGCAGUUGUGCAAGAACAGUUAUGAACGAGCGACACUGUAGGGACUCUGGGCGUCUGGUGAAGACUCGAGUCGGUUGCCAGGCAACGUCAUUGAAGCAGCGACUGUUCAAGUGAUUGACAAGCGAUCCCCUUCUUACGAAUCAUACUUUGAGAGUCCUUUGAAUGUAUUAGUCGAGUGCGCUCGGUCUUGUUCUUUUUUUCUGUUCUGCAUAUGUACACAAAGCUGUAAUCUCCAAGUUAGAAUCCAGGCCCAAAGGAGCGAGUCACACUUGUUGAGGACGGUAAAGUUUUGGAAAGUGUGAUUUAUUUAUACGCCACGUUUAUGGUCUUGUACAACCGCAACUUUGAAAAUAUGUUUUAAAAACUCCGCUAAUAUAGACAUGAUUAAGGAUUGUUCAAAUUAAAAAGUUUUUGAAUUUU
Porites lobata is the source of this 7087-nucleotide messenger RNA. The record is from the annotation of a GenBank genome assembly. Lineage: Eukaryota; Metazoa; Cnidaria; Anthozoa; Scleractinia; Poritidae.